Messenger RNA from Podarcis raffonei (Aeolian wall lizard), 2920 nucleotides. RefSeq names its product NIMA related kinase 6 (gene NEK6). The transcript is spliced from 10 exons. The record is from RefSeq and is a predicted model, not a curated record. Lineage: Eukaryota; Metazoa; Chordata; Lepidosauria; Squamata; Lacertidae. Gene Ontology annotation, biological process: protein phosphorylation. The coding region runs from base 168 to 1112 and encodes 314 amino acids. Gene Ontology annotation, molecular function: ATP binding; protein kinase activity.
AGGGGUGAGAGCGCGAGGCUCUGCGGCUCCCCCCGCCCCCCCACCCGAGCGAGAGCGGGCAGGGGAGGGGGCUGCUGUGGCGGCGCGGAGCCCCUCCGGCGGGGAAGGCGCCUCCCUGGCGGAAGCAGCCGCCAGCAGAGCUUAAAGGCAAAGUCUGGAAUGUUACUAUGGAAGGACAACACAGUCAUCCUCAUCAUCUGGGGGACCAGAACAGCCCGCUCUGCAAAGUGGCAAGCCAGGAAUACCAGCAUGAUGCACAAAGGCAUCUGACUUCAUACCCUUAUCGCUGCACCUUAGCAGACUUUCAGAUAGAGAAGAAAAUUGGACGAGGACAAUUCAGUGAAGUCUACAAGGCUACUUGCCUUCUGGACAGAAAACCAGUGGCAUUAAAGAAAGUACAGAUAUUUGAAAUGAUGGAUGCCAAGGCUAGACAAGAUUGCAUUAAAGAAAUAGACCUUUUGAAGCAAUUGAACCACCCCAACAUAAUCAAGUAUUUGGAUUCAUUUAUUGAGGACAAUGAACUUAACAUUGUAUUGGAACUGGCAGAUGCAGGUGACCUCUCUCAGAUGAUUAAGUAUUUUAAAAAGCAGAAGCGGCUAAUCCCAGAAAGGACGGUUUGGAAAUAUUUUGUGCAGUUGUGCAGUGCAGUUGAACACAUGCACUCCCGCAGGGUGAUGCACAGAGACAUAAAGCCAGCCAAUGUGUUCAUAACAGCCACUGGAGUUGUGAAACUUGGAGAUCUUGGACUGGGCCGCUUCUUUAGCUCUAAAACUACUGCCGCACAUUCCUUAGUGGGAACACCCUACUAUAUGUCCCCAGAAAGGAUACAUGAAAAUGGCUAUAAUUUUAAAUCAGACAUCUGGUCCUUGGGCUGCUUAUUGUAUGAGAUGGCAGCUCUCCAGAGUCCCUUCUAUGGUGAUAAAAUGAACCUGUUUUCGCUCUGCCAAAAGAUAGAGCAGUGUGAUUACCCCCCUCUUCCAACCGAACAUUAUUCUGACAAGUUGCGAGAGCUGGUCAGCAUGUGCAUAUACCCAGAUCCUGACCAGAGACCUGACAUUGGUUAUGUGCACCAGCUAGCAAAACAGAUGCAUGUGUGGACCUCCAGCACUUGAUCGACAUGCUCCCAGAAAAGCCAUCCCAGCGUAGUCUUACUUGAACCUUCUAUCUCGGACGAAACCAAGAGGUGCCUCGCCAAUUUACAUGGGAGAGUUGAGCCUUCCUAGGAAGACGCUUCGUGAUUUCUGCUGGCCAUUUGCAGGGGCGCUCACAGAGCGGAUCCGCUCUAAGCGAAGGCUGUGAGAUGCUGCUGCAAGUGUGUUACUUUUUAAAAUAACACGUUACAGAUAUAGAUCUCUUAAAAGAUCCUUUCUUAAAACUGUUGUGUGUAAUCUAGGUUAGGUUAUUAUAGCAAGGGUUUCUCAUUUGUGUAUUUGACACACCCCUUGUAUCUUAACUAAUGUGAAAUAUUGAAAUAAUUCCUUUGGUGAAAUCACUUUAUACUAAUGUAAGAAUUACAGUAGAUUUUGUGUAAUUUGUAUAACUGCUACUUCUGCCUCUUUUGCAAACGGUUAAUAGCAAAUUCAGUUUUUAGUUCAUAUAUUUUUUAAAAAAACAUCCAGCCUGGAGUUUUUGUACUUCCCUCCUUUGCAAUAAUAGGGUCUGGUGAGGGAACAUGUUUGAAGAUUUUUUUAAAAGAAAUUGAAACUUUGUGAUUAAUAUUUUGCAAUGCAUUUUAUUUGUCACUAUGGCUGCAGUCAGUGAGGCCUCCACUGCAGGCCUCAAACCAAAGCUCUCUUUUUUGUCAGUUUCUGUGCCGCUGCUGGCACAGAUCUUGUGAGAAUCUCAAUAGCUAAUAUUACAUGACCAGUGUUACUGCACGCAGAAUAUGGGGUUGGGGGGGAAAGCUUUGUAAAAUCAGUGGUACUUUGGCCAUCUACAACUACCUUGAAGCAGUGUUCAAAACAUAAUGUAAAAGGGUAUUACAUUGACCAUGCAAUAAGGUAAGUUAAAAUAGAAUUCAUUCAUUUUAACUCAAAUGAUCACCCACACUUCUUAACUGUGAAGACUCAUUGAAGAAUGUGAAUAUUUUAAACAAGCUGAUUUGAAGGACAUAUUAAGACUUUGCAUUUACACAUACUUUCAAUCAGCUAAAUUACUUCAUUGACUUGGUAAUUCAGUUUCCAUUGGCCCAAGAAAGGUUUUGCUCAGGAAGCCAGCUUUCUCUUGCAUCUGUCUUUUUCCUUUCCUUUCCGAGUAAUGGUGCUCAAUCAGCUUCAGUACUGAAGGAUGCUAUUUAGAGAAGGACAUCCACAUUUCAGGGGCUGAAAUGUGGCCUGGCCUCUGGGCUAUUUUCAAAGCAGGUUAUUUUGCUGGAAAUAAAGAACGGAAUAUACAUGCAUCUUUUUCAGUGGAUUUCUGUGUGGCUCAGUCUGCCUUAAAUUGAGAAGGGCAAUGCCAACUACUAAGCAGUUCUGAAACAAUCUACAAAGGGUAAUAAGGCUAGUGUUUAAUUGCUGUGAAAGAUCCUGGCUGUGGAAAGCCACAGGGAAGUCCAGCCUAUCAAUCUUGGUGGAAAGUCAGAAUAUUUCAGCUUUAUUGUACAGCGGCAGCACAUCUGCUUACAAACUCUCAGGUGCUGCUGCUGGUGGGUGUCCUUAAAAGCAAGGUAGUCUCUCCCUGGCACUGCAGGCUUCAUUUGAAUUUAUAUAUAACCUGGUCUUGGGGUGCAACAUGAAACUUCUGUCUGUUGGGCAAUUCCAUGUUACAGGUGUGUCUGCUAAAAUCUGGUCUCAUAUACUUACUCCUUAAGAUCUAUUAGCACUUAAGUACAUGUAUUUCCAAAGAAUUUUUUGUGAAUGUGCAUUUUUAGAUAAGAUUAAAUGAUUUACAAAAUAAACAGUUUUCUUUGUAGAAAGAAAAA